UGGGCUGUGGCUUCCGCGUGUCCUGGCCCCUGCUUCCUCUCAGGCUGGUCUCGGCGUUCUGGUUCUGUCUGCCUCACUGCCUCUCAGUGAGAGUCUCCCGCUUUCUUCGCUUUUGGUGGUUGGCUUUCGUGUUUGUAGUCUCUUUCUCCUGCUUCGGUCUCCCCGGCCUUGGUCGUUCUCCCAGGCGUUGCUGUCCAAGAGCUGAGAGCCUGCCUGCGCGCCCAGCUCUGCCUGGAGAGAGACGGAGGAACCGGGGUCCUUCCUGCGCAGAGGUCAUGGAAGAGGUGACGUCCUGCUUCUUCAACACCCCUCUGUUCCAGCAGGAAGAGAAGAGAGGGAUCACCUACCGGAUCCCAGCCCUGCUCUACGUACCCCCCACCCACACCUUCCUGGCCUUUGCAGAGAAGCGCUCUACAAGCAGGGAUGAGGAUGCUCUCCACCUGGUGCUGAGGCGAGGGUUGAGGACGGGGCACUUGGUACAGUGGGGACCACUCACGCCAUUGAUGGAAGCCACAUUGCCUGGGCAUCGGACCAUGAACCCCUGUCCUGUGUGGGAGCAGAAGAGUGGCUGUGUGUACCUGUUCUUCAUUUGUGUGCGGGGCCAUGUCACUGAGCGUCAGCAGAUUGUGUCAGGCAGGAAUGCUGCUCGCCUCUGCUUCAUCUGCAGUCGUGAUUCUGGCUAUUCAUGGAGCGACGUGAGGGACCUGACAGCGGAGGUCAUUGGCCCAGAAGUGAAGCGUUGGGCCACGUUUGCUGUGGGCCCAGGCCAUGGCAUCCAGCUGCGGUCGGGGAGGCUGAUCAUCCCUGCAUACGCCUACUACAUCCCUUACUGGUUCUUUUGUUUCCCGCUACCAUGUAAAACCAGGCCUCAUUCCCUGAUGAUCUACAGUGAUGACCUAGGGGCCACGUGGCACCAUGGCAGGUUCAUUAAGCCCAUGGUGACAGUGGAGUGUGAAGUGGCAGAGGUGACCGGGAAGGCUGGCCACCCUGUGCUGUAUUGCAGUGCCCGGACACCAAACAGGUGCCGAGCAGAGGCUCUUAGCACUGACCACGGUGAAUGCUUUCAUAGGCCGGCCCUGAGCCACCAGCUCUGUGAGCCCCCGCAUGGCUGCCAAGGCAGUGUGGUGAGUUUCCGGCCCCUGGAGAGCCCAUGUGGGUGCCAGGACCCUACUGGCAAAGAUGCCCCUACUGUUCAGAGCCCUCUGCUGGACAGUUCUCUGAGGCCAGAACAGGAAGCUAGAAUGCUUUCAGAAUCAUGGCUCUUGUACUCACACCCAACCAGUACAAAACGGAGGGUUAACCUCGGCAUCUACCUCAACCAGACCCCCUUGGAGGCUGCCUGCUGGUCUCGACCAUGGAUCUUGCACCAUGGGCCCUGUGGCUACUCUGAUUUGGCUGCUGUGGGGGACGGCUUGUUCGCAUGUUUAUUUGAGUGUGGGGCCAAAUGGGAGUGUGAGAAGAUUGCCUUCCGCCUGUUUACAGACCGAGAGAUCCUAAGCCAUGUGCAAGGUGACUGCACGAGCCCUGGUAGGAACCCAAACCAAUUCAAAACUAAUUGGCUUAGGAUCCAACUUUCCACAGAAGGGAAACCAGUAGAAGGCAGCCACAGCCAGGGUGAUGGAGGCCAGGACAGCAGAGGUUACUGAAGCUACAGGGAAUCCCAAAACUUAACAUUCUGCUCUCUACCUUUUUUUACCUCUCCAAAGAGGAAAAUGAAAAAUUUGCCAUAGCUACUGCAGUAGAAAUUGCACUGAAUUAUGUGAAUUAGGAGACCGUGAUAUGAUCCUGGGCCUGCCACUGGCUGGUUCUGGGACCUUGAACUCUUCGGGCCUCAGGGCUUCAUCUGUAAAAUGAGGUGAUUUGUUAUGUGAUUCUCUCCCUCCUAUCCCUGGGGAAGGCAGAGCGCCUGCUUACUCUGUGAUCAGCAAGUCCUGGCUGCAUAUUGGACUCUGAUCUCAAAGUGGAAAUCACAGGUCUUCUCAUCUUUCAAAUCCAGCUGUGAGGUGACAAGCAGGUGCUAUGCCAUAAAGAAAGGUGUGGACCAUUUGUUCAGUUUUUAAUAACAAACACCCACACCCUUCUAAUCGUGCUCAGAGCUCUACAGGCUGUCCUAGAGGAACUGGGCAAAACAGCAGAAUGAUAACCUCACCUGCCUCCUUUAGCUUUGCAGCUCUGCUCACCCUGCUGUUCCUCAUCUAGAAGGCGUUAUUUCCUAGGGAGGAAAUGAUGGCGGUACUCCUGUGAAAGAUGAACCUGAAGUUUAUGUAUUAGGAUGGCUCCUGAUGGGAAAAAGACAUGGCUUAGGGCUUUAAAGCACUGGCAAAACUUCCCACAGUCUCUGCCCUUAAGGAGCUCACAGUUUAUGAGGCUAGAAGAGGGAGAAAAUUUAAAAAAAAAAUGCAGUGGGUAGGAUAGUUUGUAGAUGUUGGUGCUCAGUUGGUGUGAUGGUAGCUCAUUGUCCUUGUUGCAUCUUUGUUGUGCCUGGAGUCUGCCCCAGCGCUUGUCUAGGCUGCUGGGUUUCCCCUGAGUUGGUUUUUCUUAGAAUACCGUCCUGGCCCAGCCACUUCAUUGGCCAGUGGAGAAAGUCUCCGAACUUAGGAAGGUUGGUGGACACCCCCAAACCACUGAAUCUAGUCUGUUUGUUUGGACCUGUUGAAAUCACCAUUUGUGAAGUGGGGAUGGCAUUUGUCUAGUAGUUGUGAGGGUGAACUUUGCCAGUAGUGGAUCUCGUGGAUGAUACCAGAUCAGUUGCUCUUACUUUAGAUUGUUUCCCCUGUAGUCUUGUUAUUGUGAGAGAGGUUCUAUCAUGAGAUUUCUUUUUUUGUCUCCCUUAACCUGGUAUAUCAGCUAAAUACAAAGUGGAGGGAAAACAGGUGUGCCCUUGUUCGUAUGGGAAAUAAUACAAUAAUAACUUGCUCUGCCCCACCCUGAAUAUGUGAGACUAGUCAGUGAGACUCGCAGUGGUAGAGCACAGCCUAGGAUGCCCCUGUCAGGUGGGGAAGAGCCCUACAGGUGGGAAGUGGGGGUUAGCUUCACUCACUUUAGCAUGUGGCUUAAGCCCGUGUCUUAGUGUGGCCUCUCAUACAUUUGCUGUCAUCUUCCCAGAAGUUAGUUGUGAUCAUUCAUUCACUUAUGUAUACAUUUAUGUAAAUAUUUCUUGAGUGCCCAUGUAAGAAAUAUUUGCAUAAUGUAAGGUGCUUUCUGUUGCCAGUCCCUGGUUGAAAAUAAUUUGUGGCUCCUCAAUGCCAGUUAAAGGGUAUUUACAUUUAGCAUGGCAUGUAGGGCCUUCACUUGUUGGGUGAAAUAAUGAUUACUUAUCUCUACUUCUUAAUAUGAAGCCCAUUGUCAAAGAAGACCUCUGUCAAGUUGGCAAGUGGAGGAAGGUAGGGACUUGGGGGUGGGCAGAGUGGUGGUGCAGGGGAGAGGGUUGAAAGGGCAUCCCCUUCCUGGGUAGUAGAAACUUCUUGUUCAGCAAAAUGUUCCUGAGCACUAUAUUCUAAACAGAUAGGGAUGGCGAGGAUGGAUGGCUGAGCUCUGCCAUCAGGCUAAAGGGUGGAGAGAAUGAGACUCAGGACUUCUUUGGGACCAGCCAGGAAGAGCAUUGAGGAAGGGACUUCAGUGGCAUGCCCACGUGGACCACAGAUGGUUAGUAUACUCACAGGACGUCUCAACCACCCCUCAGUUGUCCUCUUCAUCCUCAUUCCCCUUUGCCUGGGGCUUGCUUCUCGUACUGAGAAACUCCCUGAAUAGGCAAUAAAUUCCCUUAAUAGGUAAAGGGCCUACGUGCACAUAUCAGGAAUAGCCAGAAAAGAGGGUUGGGGACAGGCUUAAUCCCGAAUGAGGAUGAGAGAGAGGGACUGAGUGAGCGAUGGCAGCUUUGAAGAAAAAGAACAGCAGGCAGACGUCCUGGCACCUUUAGGAAGAGAGAAAGUAGUACAGACCUGAGGCCUCGGCUGGACAGGUGGUGUAGGUGGUGGUUGCUGUGAGGAACGAAUGAUACUAGGCUGGAGCUAUUCCCCAAAACGUGUGGGAACAGAAGGAGCCCUGCUCAGGGCAGCAGGUGAGGUAACAGAGAAGCUCCUACUCAGCCCUGCAACUUGAAGCUGGCUCAACUUGUCCAUGCUCCAGGCGACCCACAAAAACAGCCGUGGCACUCCAAUUCUGUGUGUGCCAACUACCCAAGACCUUCAGGGCCUGAGGACCUACACCAGGAUACUGGUAUCCUAACUAAGCCUGUUUCAGCCACUUCCAGGGUGGUGGAAUGGAAAAGAUAGGGCAGGUGAUGAUGGCUGUGAAAGAAAGGCUGAAGGCCUAUAUUCUAGAGCACAGAUGGCAAACAUGAGGCCCGUGGGCCGAAUCCGGCCCUCCACCUUGUUUUAUCCGGCCUGGCACCUUGUUUCUACCUGGAGGUAGCGCUGAGCUCUAGCUUAACUGUUAGGGAGUAGUUACACUUAUACAGUCCUAAAGUUACGUUCAGCCCUUUGAAGGCAACCACGAGGCUGAUAUGGCCCCUGGUGAAAAUGAAUUUGACAUCCCUGUUCUAGAGGCAUAAAGAAAGGUCUAUAGGCUGUGGUCCUUUGCUCCCAGAUGCUCUGCCCUGUCAGUGGACCCUUAGUGGAUUCAUCUAACACACGUGGCCCUCCACUGGAAGUGCAAGAAAGCACAGGUAGUGGCCUGCUGCGGGUGUGCACCCAGACCAGCCUCCCACCUGCUCAACCGGCUGGUCCUGCUCUAACUCCUAGGGUCGUAAUAUUUACCUCAGGCCUUUGUGAUUUGGAUCUAUUUUUCCUGGUCACCAGUAUCCCCUCAGAUAUGUACAGGGUAUCCUGUAACUGGAGCCAUAGGUAGCCUUCCUGUUGGGUAGGGACCCACAGAGGCCACUCUGAGCCAGAUUAAGUUGCUCAGUCGUCUUCAGUAGACUGAGUUUUCUGCACUGCAUUAUUCAGUAGACACCGGGUCAUCCUUCCCUGUGUUGCCACAGUGCGCAGUCAGAGCCUCUCUGGUCCUUACCACAGGCUGCCCUGUGUCACUGUCGCCUGUGUGCUGUGCCCUCUAGGCCUCUGCUGGGCAGUGAACUGUGUGAGGGCCAAGUCCGACUCCUCAUGUAUCCUUUCACAUCAGAUCACAAUGACUUUACAAAUAAAUGCUUUUUCUAUCCUACUUUGAAUUCCCUGAAGACAAGGACUCCGAGUCCUCCCUUUGUCCUCUGCACCCAGUGCAGGGCCUGGCUCAGGACAGAGCAGUGAAGUUAUGCUGACUUAAGGAGACCCUUGGCCUUCUGGAGCUAAUUGAGAAUGCCAGGGCGAGUUCCCUCUUGGGGAGGAGCACACGGCACCGUCUGUGGGUUCAUAGCACUCUGAACCUGCUGCACGCUCACCUUGAGUCUUCUCUGUGCUGACCUGCUUCCAGGUCAGGUGCCGUGUUUCCUGGGAGUGAGCUUUUCUCUGGCUUGAGUUUGGUCCUGCCAGGGUACGCCCGGGAUCACAGCCCAAGCCCAAAGCGAAGCUUUGAUUUGGGGUUCUCAGUUCACUGGAAUUCCCCCUGUCUAAUUGGAUUUUCUGUAACUGCCCCUCCUCCAGGACUCUGGGGGAGAUGCUGGUGCUUACUCAGCAUGUUCUGUGCAUGGCUUGGUUCUGUGACACCAGGUGCCACAAACACUGUCUUUACCUGUAAAGACUAAAACCUGCCAUGACUCUGAAACAAGGAAGUGAAUAAAGAGCAUAAAUUCUGGUGACGACUGGUUUUGUUGUAAAGGAAACUGAGUUCAUAGUCAUCACAAUACUUCUAUCUAGUUUGUACCCAACUUCUUCUAGAUUUGAGGCAGCUUUUUGCUUUUCAUAAGAACUUUUACUUUCAGAAAACAUUAAUAAUCCUUUGCAGAAAGAAGGAAGGAGCUC
Phyllostomus hastatus (greater spear-nosed bat) is the source of this 5897-nucleotide messenger RNA. RefSeq names its product neuraminidase 3 (gene NEU3). The record is from RefSeq and is a predicted model, not a curated record. Gene Ontology annotation, biological process: ganglioside catabolic process; oligosaccharide catabolic process. Lineage: Eukaryota; Metazoa; Chordata; Mammalia; Chiroptera; Phyllostomidae. Gene Ontology annotation, molecular function: exo-alpha-sialidase activity. Gene Ontology annotation, cellular component: lysosome; membrane; cytoplasm.